Terrapene triunguis (Three-toed box turtle) is the source of this 375-nucleotide messenger RNA. Its product is annotated as serine--tRNA ligase, mitochondrial-like. Lineage: Eukaryota; Metazoa; Chordata; Testudines; Emydidae. Gene Ontology annotation, biological process: mitochondrial seryl-tRNA aminoacylation. The transcript has 3 exons. The record is from RefSeq and is a predicted model, not a curated record. Gene Ontology annotation, molecular function: tRNA binding; serine-tRNA ligase activity; ATP binding. The annotation marks the transcript as partial. Gene Ontology annotation, cellular component: mitochondrion.
GUGGAGAUGUUCGGGGUGACGGCGGCGGAGAGCGGGGAGGAGAGCGCCGCCCUGCUGGAGGAGUUCCUCGCCCUGCAGAAGGAGAUCUUCUCUGAGCUAGGGCUGCACUACAGGGUCCUGGAUAUGCCCACCCAGGAGCUCGGGCUGCCCGCCUACCGGAAAUAUGACAUCGAAGCCUGGAUGCCCGGCAGGGGCAAGUAUGGUGAGAUCUCCAGCACCUCCAACUGCACUGAUUACCAGAGCCGGCGCUUGAACAUCAUGUACUGCGACCGGACAGGGCAGCUCCGCUACGCGCAUACGGUGAGCGCCCGGGGCGGCGGGGAAAUGGGGAACACGCACACACCCCAAAGGAAAACCCUAGGGGAGAAGGAGUGA